This is a messenger RNA of Protomyces lactucae-debilis, 621 nucleotides long. RefSeq lists its product as uncharacterized. NCBI's taxonomy places the organism in Eukaryota, Fungi, Ascomycota, Taphrinomycetes, Taphrinales, Protomycetaceae. The record is from RefSeq and is a predicted model, not a curated record. The transcript has a single exon. Bases 1 to 621 code for a protein of 206 amino acids.
AUGAGGCCAGAGGAAGUCUUCUAUGCACCAAGCGUCGUCAGCGUUGGAGGCCGUCACAGACAACCGUCAGUGACUGACUCAUCUAUCCUCUCACCAACACCAACAUGCGUCUCUCGAUUCACACCCAUCACGACCCCGAAUCUGUCGCAUGGCUUUCACUCCUACUCACUCACAGCGCCUUCUAUGGAGCGCAAGGGCAGCAACAGCAGUAAUGUCUCCUCAACGACACUGCACGAGACUCAUGCUGCAACCUGGUCGCAUUCAAGCCCCUUCAAGGGCCUUUUGUCUAAGAAGAGCCUCCUACACAUCAAGACGAUCGCGCUACCCACAAGCAGGGCGAAACACGACCUGCAUCUCGACACCAACAGCGGCAUGGACUUUUCUACAUUCAUGAAGUCAGCUCCAUCGUCGCCCACCUCCCAGACCACACCUGUCGUUGCACAGCUCUCAGCACAAGACCGCAAGCUGGCCAAGGAGCUCGCCAAAACGGAGAAGUUGCGAGAAGUGGUGCGGCUUCGCAAUGAAAAGAUUGAUCGGCAGGAAGCCAAGAAGCAAGCGUCUCGUCUCGCUAAAGUCAAGCCCUUUCAACAAUCGACGGGCCUUGCAGCCGUCCCUGCCUGA